GGGUGUUCCCCUUCCCCCUCUUGCCCUCUGUUGCUUCUGCUGCUGCGGCCGACCUCGUUGGUUUCGAGUCGGUCGGCGCUGCGUCUACCCCUAGCGGGAGACGCCGUACCGGCAAGGGCAAGGGGGCAAGGGCGCUGGAGGGGCUGGCGGGGGCGGUGGAGGUGGUGGUGGAGGCAGUGGAGGGGUGGGGGUGGUGGUGGGAGUGGUGGCGGGGGUGGAGGUGUCGAAGGCAGCAGUGGAGGCGGAGGAGGCGGCGGCGGUGGCGGAGGGAGCGGAGGCGGCGGAGGUGGUGGAGGCGGGCUUCCUGUGAAGGAGGGCAACGUGGAGCUGAUGCGAGUGAUAAGGAGAAUGCGCGAGACCGUACAUGCACGCCAUGCCCGUGGGCCACCUAUUCUCCACGCGUUACCAUCGUUCCCACUCACGGUCGUACCCCUCCAUGUCGCUGUCAUCCCUUCCACCCCUCCCUCUCCUUUCGUUUCAAACACAGAGACAGCGCUGGCAGAGAAGGAUCGGUGGGCGCCUCACUAA
Messenger RNA from Closterium sp. NIES-65, 528 nucleotides. NCBI's taxonomy places the organism in Eukaryota, Viridiplantae, Streptophyta, Zygnematophyceae, Desmidiales, Closteriaceae. The record is from the annotation of a GenBank genome assembly.